Molecule: messenger RNA, 351 nt
Organism: Racocetra fulgida
Lineage: Eukaryota; Fungi; Glomeromycota; Glomeromycetes; Diversisporales; Gigasporaceae
Source: the annotation of a GenBank genome assembly
AUGGAUGCCCUUGUAGAAAGAUUGAACUAUUUUAAUGCUCAAGCUGACAAAGAGCUCUCUAAGUAUCCACAAUUGGUCAGCUUGGAACGACAAACUAAUGUUCCAAAAACUUAUAUGGCUGCUGGCGUUGUAGCCUUUGUAUUUACAUUGAUAUUUUUCAACAUUUGGGGUGAAUUACUUUCUGAUAUUAUCGGCUGGCUUUAUCCAGGUAUGGGCAAAGAAACUCUCAUUUCUUAUCAAGGUGAUAUUGAUAAAAACUUAAAUAAAUGGAAAAAUAAACUUGAAGAUGUAGCAAGAGAUGCCGGCCAACAAAUCGCAUCGGAAGUUUCUAAAUCGGAGAAAUCGGAAUAA